AUGAUUCAAGUUGAUCAGAUGUCAUGUCCAUAUGCAUUGGCUGUAAUAGCAACAACUAAACGGGAUCUGUAUGAUUAUUGUUCGUACUUCUACACCAGCGAAGCAUACAUGAAUGCAUACCAAUACACAUUCUACCUAGUGGGGAAUCCAAAUGAGUGGAUUGUGCCCCCGAAAGUUGAAGACAUAAUUGUCCUGGCACCUAAUCAGAAAAGAAGCUCUGGCAGACCUGCUGAAAAGAGGAGAAGAUCGUGCAUUGAGGGAAAACAAACGGUGAAAUGUGGACCUUGUGAAGGAAGUGGUCACAAUUGUAGGACAUGCAACAACCUGCUUCCAUUAAAGAAAAACUAA
Molecule: messenger RNA, 348 nt
Organism: Olea europaea var. sylvestris
Lineage: Eukaryota; Viridiplantae; Streptophyta; Magnoliopsida; Lamiales; Oleaceae
Exons: 1
Coding region: 1-348 (115 amino acids)
Source: RefSeq, a predicted model, not a curated record